This is a messenger RNA of Knipowitschia caucasica, 522 nucleotides long. Lineage: Eukaryota; Metazoa; Chordata; Actinopteri; Gobiiformes; Gobiidae. The record is from the annotation of a GenBank genome assembly.
AUGACCUGUAGGGGGCGCUGUGCUUUCGGAGAUGGCAGCAAGUUCCCUGUCCACCCUUAUGUCAUGCCCGUGAUGAGGUGCAAUGUUUUCUCCCCUGGUCCUUCCGGCAUCGACAACAAAAACUCAAAAAACCAGAGGGAGAAAAUUAGAUAUCUCACCCCUGGUCCCCUGUUCUCCCUUCUAGUCCUGCUCCCCCCUGGUCCCCUGCUCUCUCCUGGUCCUCUGCUCUCCCCUUGUCCCCUGCUCUCCCCUGGUCCCCUGCUCACCCUUGGUCCUCUGCUCUUCCCUGGUCCCCUGCUCUCUCCUGGUCCCCUGCUCUCCCCUUGUCCCCUGCUCUCUCCUGGUCCGCUGCUCUCCCCUGGUCCCCUGCUCUCCCCUGGUCCCCUGCUUUCCCCUGGUCCCCUGCUCUCUCCUGGUCCCCUGCUCUCCCCUGGUCCCCUGCUCUCUCCUGGUCCCCUGCUCUCCCCUGGUCCCCUGCUCUCUCCUGGUUCCCUGCUCUCUCCUGAUCCUUCUGCACCGUGA